GUCCCAAUUCUGAUCAUCAUCGAAUAUGAAUAUGGCUGCUGCUGAUAAUAAUCAUACUAAUAAUAUUAUGGCGAUAAGGGUUUACAGUUGCUGCAAUUGCAGAACUCAUGUCGCUCUUCAUGACGACAUUAUUUCGAAAGCAUUUCAGGGUCGACACGGGCGUGCUUUCCUGUUCUCCCAUGCAAUGAACAUCAAUUUGGGGAAUAGAGAAGACCGGCAGCUGAUGACGGGGCUCCAUACGGUGGCCGAUAUCUACUGCAGCGACUGCAACGCUGUUUUGGGAUGGAAGUAUUUGAGGGCCUACGAAGACUCGCAGAAGUAUAAGGAAGGGAAGUUUAUACUCGAGAAGUUGAAGAUCAUCAACACCGAGGAUUGAUCGAUCCAUUGAAAUUGUAAUUCAUUGUUCGUUCUUGUGCAUAUAUGCAUUUUGAUUUCUUUGCGAUGGAUAAUUCAAUAAAUGCAGCGGAUGAAGUUGUUCUUGAUUAUUGUA
Messenger RNA from Andrographis paniculata, 490 nucleotides. RefSeq names its product protein yippee-like At4g27745. The coding region runs from base 26 to 376 and encodes 116 amino acids. The record is from RefSeq and is a predicted model, not a curated record. The transcript is spliced from 2 exons. Lineage: Eukaryota; Viridiplantae; Streptophyta; Magnoliopsida; Lamiales; Acanthaceae.